AUGAGUGCAAAGACGACUAAGAAUUAUCUGUAUCCCUCUGUCACGCCCACCACCCUACUCCCUACGCCCACCACCCUACACCCUACUCCCACCACCCUACUCCCUACGCCCACCGCCCUACUCCCCACGCCCACCACCCUACUCCCCACGCCCACCGCCCUCCUCCCCACACCCACCGCCCUCCUCCCUACACCCACCGCCCUCCUCCCUACGCCCACCACCCUACUCCCUACACCCACCACCCUACUCCCUACACCCACCACCCUACUCCCCACGCCCACCACCCUACUCCCCACACCCACCACCCUACUCCCCACGCCCACCACCCUACUCCCCACGCCCACCACCCUACUCCCUACUCCCACCACCCUCCUCCCUACGCCCACCACCCUACUCCCUACACCCACCACCCUACGCCCACUACCCUACUCCCUACGCCCACCACCCUCCUCCCUACGCCCACCACCCUACGCCCACCGCCCUCCUCCCUACACCCACCGCCCUCCUCCCUACGCCCACCACCCUACUCCCUACACCCACCACCCUACUCCCUACACCCACCACCCUACUCCCCACGCCCACCACCCUACUCCCCACACCCACCACCCUACUCCCCACGCCCACCACCCUACUCCCUACUCCCACCACCCUCCUCCCUACGCCCACCGCCCUACUCCCCACGCCCACCACCCUACUCCCCACGCCCACCGCCCUCCUCCCUACACCCACCGCCCUACUCCCUACGCCCACCACCCUACUCCCUACGCCCACCACCCUACUCCCUACACCCACCACCCUCCUCCCCACGCCCACCACCCUACUCCCUACACCCACCACCCUACUCCCUACGAUUACUUGAAGUACCCGUGGAGUCCUUUGUGGGAGGUGUUGUGGGAGUUUGGGGUACCAGGGUCUCUGCUGCGAGUCAUUGGGUCUCUAUACAACCGCUGUGAGAGCUGUGUUUACAUCCUCUGA
This is a messenger RNA of Scomber japonicus (chub mackerel), 975 nucleotides long. RefSeq lists its product as uncharacterized. Bases 1 to 975 code for a protein of 324 amino acids. Lineage: Eukaryota; Metazoa; Chordata; Actinopteri; Scombriformes; Scombridae. The transcript has 2 exons. The record is from RefSeq and is a predicted model, not a curated record.